This is a messenger RNA of Musca vetustissima, 3777 nucleotides long. Its product is annotated as mucin-2. The transcript is spliced from 6 exons. NCBI's taxonomy places the organism in Eukaryota, Metazoa, Arthropoda, Insecta, Diptera, Muscidae. Gene Ontology annotation, molecular function: protein binding; RNA binding. The record is from RefSeq and is a predicted model, not a curated record. Bases 118 to 3777 code for a protein of 1219 amino acids.
AUUAUUUUCAAACCAAAUUUAAUCAAGCGGAAACGUAACAUCUCAACAUGCAGCAAUACCUCCACCAGCAGCAAUACCGGCUCCGCUGCUGAUAAUAUCAUCGACAAGCUGGUGACUAUGAACAAGCAUAAUAUACGCGAUAUAAUCAAUAACAGUAAUACAAAAUACGACGAAGCCUUAAAGGCUCAGGCCCGUAAACGGCUACGUGAAGAAAUCCGAGAUCAAUUGCGCUCAUUGUAUAUUGAACCGAUUAAGGAUCAUCCGGUAAAUUCGGAAUUUGUACCAGACGAAAUUGUCGAUUCGAUACACAUACCAGAUCUAUUAUUGGAAGAGAUACGCAAGGCAUUGGGUUACGAGGAACAGUCGUUGGGUGCCAUAACAGCUCCUCUUCCGCAGCAGAUUAAAAGUGAAGACUCAGCCACACCUCCACCCUUGGAAUUGGAAAUUAUUGAAGAGAAAUUGAUAAAUAUUCAAGAGCCUCCAGCUCCUAGAAGUCCACAAGAGGAAAGUGUUAGACCACUAAUUGUCGAGGAAGAACAGACAGUCACAACUCCCCCAGAGGAAUUGAGUGGUGAUAUUCACCAAGAAGAUCCAGCCACAGUUUUGACUUCACCACCCCUCAACAUGGCUGAUGAAGAAUUUUCGAUCUUACCAACCAUUAAAAAGGAACCCACUGAGGUUAACAAGCCAGAGGAGUCCGAAAAACCUCCCAGCACAAAAACCAAACAUUAUCGAAAACACAAAGAAUCUCACAAAACCAAACGCUCCCCGAAGAAGAGUCACAAAAAGAAAGAGAAACUUAAUCCCGAAAUUAUUUGCCUUGAUUCAUCUUCGGAUUCGUCCGGGAACAGUUCAUCCUCCUCCGGCAGCUCAUCGUCCUCCUCGUCUUCAUCAUCUUCAUCAUCCUCCUCCUCAUCAAGUGACUCCGAAUCGGACACAUCCCUCAAAUCAUCCUCAUCAGCAGUGAAACGUAAACGGCUCAAGCUCAAAGUGGAUGCUGAAAAUGUGGUCGACAGUUUUGAAAAACUUAUCCUGCCCAGCCUAAGUGAAAGCCUCAUCGAACGCUACCGCAGCAAAUAUUCCAAUACCACACACACAAAAUUGCAUUUUAUUUCAUGUAUAUGUGUUAGUGAAUAUAACUCGGAGAAAUUCUCCAAAAUGGAAGUGGCCAAGAUCCAAAGGAAUCUAAAGUCCACCGAUUGCUCGAUGGCCUUGGAAUUUUUAAUGCGAGAAAUUGUCAAUGUUUUCAAUAAACAAAAACAGGUGGCAAAAUUAGGUGAACAAAAUGGGGCGAAGAAGAUGAGUGGCUCCUCCCCCACGAAAAAGGAGUCACAUGAGAAACAAAAAUCUGCCAACCUAACAGAAAAGGAUGGAGGCCACAAAGAUAAUGCGGUGGAAAAAUGUACUUUAACAUUGUUUAGAGAAGAGCUGAAAGAGGGUGCGCAGCAGCCACGACCCAUAACUACAGCUCCCUUGAUGCAUGGUAGCCUAAGCACCACAACCAGCAAUGAGGUACCUCCCACACCACAACAACAACAUCAAAGAGAAGUAACCAAAAACAUGGAUACUGAAGAUGGAUGCCACAAAACACACUCCUCCUGCUCGACCAUAAAACCACCACCCCACAAAGAUGACACCAGCAGCAGCGCCCAAAAUCAUCUCAAUCGAAUUAAUCAGUUACAGAGAGACACUGAAAAUCAAUUCAAUCAUAUCAGAACCCUGACAAAUUUCAGCAACACCUCCGAUUAUAGCCUACUACCCCUGACCACAGAUACAACCAGCAAUUCUAUACGUUUUAAUGCCAGUAUCUUUGAUUAUCCCUCAUCUUCCUCGUCAUCCGCGAUCACAUCAACAGCAUUUGGUAGCCAACCACCUACAUUUCCCGCCUUGGAUUUGGAAUUGCUCAGAAAACAAUCACCCAUUGGUGAGGCUGUGGUUAAUAAUCUACGAGAAAUCGAUGUCAAGCUAAUGGAACUACACAAACGAAAAAUGUAUAUCGAGGAAAUGAUACUCAAACUGCAAAAGGAUAAAAUGGAUACGGAUCUGUUGACCAUAAAACUGCAAAAUGAGAAAUUUAUUUUAUUAAACACGGCGAUGACAGCCAAUGUUACCACCUCAGCGGCACCGGAGAAAUGUAAAAAGCUGUUUGAUACCACCAUAAAUUUGAAAAAUAUCAAAACCGAAACUGUGGAUAUUACCGAUGAUGAGCAGCAGCCACAACAACCACCUCAAGCUUUGGCGAAAAGCAGAAGUCAAGACCAACUGCCCCAACACUCUUCAAGGUUAACUGAAGAGCCACCCAAACUUACACAUAUAACAGAGGAGCAGGAUAUGCCCUCUACACCCAAGGAAGAUAUAACAACAUCCACAUCUUCCACCUCCUCCUCCACCUCUCACACCUCAAGGCAAAAAUCCCCAGCCUCCAGACACAAAACUACCCCCGAAAAAACCAAACGUAAAUCUUCCUCAGAUUCCAUACACAUUGGGGAGACCUUUAAACGCCUCUGUCGCGAAGCGCAAAAGGCCUCAAGUGAGAAUCGCGAAGUAAGCAGUAGUGGUAAUAAAAAUCAGGAUAAUACCCGACCCAAUAGCCCCAACACUCCACGCGAAGAAACCACACAUAGAUCGAAAUCGAAAAGAAAUGCAGAAACAAAAAAUGGGCAAAAAGAAGAAGCCAACGAAGAAGCACUGGAGAAUGAAACCACUCCCAAGGCCACAACAUCAAUGUAUACACUAUCACCACAAACAGCAACAACAGUAUCACCCAGACCAACAUCGGCACUCUCCAAUGCUAGUCUUGAUGCACCCACAAAUACACCCACGCCCACACCACCUCCUCCAGCUACUUCAUCAACGGGUGAUUUUUGCGAUAAUUUACAAAAAUAUAAAAAUAUGCCCUGUCGCCUAUUGGAAAAUCUCCAAUCACCCAUUGCUCAAAUCCGGAUUUAUCAAAAUUCCAUAUUGGCCUCGACGGAAGAUGGUAAAAUCUUUAUGUUCAAUGCCGCGACUUUGGAAUUGGUGAAUACAUUUAAUAAACACACCGAGGCCAUAACACAAAUGUAUUUGUGUGAGGAUAAGGGUUAUUUGUUUACCACCUCACUGGAUGGUUACAUGAAGAAGUCGUUAUUGGAGAACCUCUCAUCGGGUACCCAAUCGGUAUAUUUAAAAGAACCUCUACAAACAUUGGAUAUACAAUGGGAUACAGCAUUUACUGGCAGUAGAUGGGGAAAUAUUUACACAACUAACAUAUUGGCCAAUGUACGAUCUGCAGCAUUGCUAUGCUCCACAGAAUCGUCAAUACUUACAAUUAAGGCAGCCAAGGAAGGAGCACGCAAGGUAUUGAUUGUCAGCUCUAAAGGUAAUCUAAUACAUGUGCGUGAUGCUUCCUCCGGAUUAUUGCUGCGAACAUUUGAUGUACCCGAUUGCAUAAAUAUAUAUAGUAUAUUGUUGAAUGAUGGCCUGCUCUAUUGUGGUACACAGAAAAAAGAAAUAAGGAAAUAUGAUUUUGUGACCGGUGCUCCCGUGGGCUCCAUUACCUGUGGCAAUGGUGCCGUAAGCAUGCUAAUGUUUAGAAAUAAAUACAUGUUUGUGGGCUGUUAUGAUGGUUUUAUUUAUGUCAUUGACAAGGAGACUGGACGUCAAAUAACUCGCCUGACUGGAUCAGGCAAAAUGAUAUUGACAUUGGAAAUUGUAGGGGAUAAGGUCAUAACAUCCGCCAAAGAUGCUAGCAUGAAAAUUAUAAAUAUACCAACAUUUUGUUUAACAGAUUCACUUUAA